This is a messenger RNA of Drosophila biarmipes, 1269 nucleotides long. RefSeq names its product WD repeat-containing protein 82. Gene Ontology annotation, molecular function: protein binding; chromatin binding. The coding region runs from base 28 to 1215 and encodes 395 amino acids. Lineage: Eukaryota; Metazoa; Arthropoda; Insecta; Diptera; Drosophilidae. The transcript is spliced from 2 exons. The record is from RefSeq and is a predicted model, not a curated record. Gene Ontology annotation, cellular component: Set1C/COMPASS complex.
UGUUAAUACAGGCCAGAUUUGAUCGAAAUGUCUAUAAGGUUGAACGACGAUGCCAUGCGGCAGUUCCGGGUGGCCAAGGUGUUCCAGGAGACGGACGAGCACAAGCUCUCGCUGGACUUCUCGCCGGACGGACGACGCCUGCUGGCCUGCGACCGCUCGGCCCUCUCCGUCUUCAGCAGCACUCGGCAGACGGAGCUCUGCCAGGUGCACAUGCACCACUACCUUCCCGAGGUGGCCUGCUUCGCCCAGCAGAACACCCGCGCCCUGCACUCCACCUCAAAGUACGACUACGCCAUCCGUUGUCUGGACCUCGAAAGCCGCCACUGCGUCCGAGUUUUCAGCGGUCAUUCGAAGAGCGUCCACCGAUUGGCCUGCCAGCCGGGAAACGACAACGUCUUCGUCAGCGUGGGAAGGGAUGAUCAGGUUUAUCUGUGGGACUUCCGAUCCUCCACCCACACGUACCAAAUGAAGAGGCUGCGAGGACCGCUGGUCGCCUUCGAUCCCGCCGGCUUGGUCCUGGCCACCAGUACGGAUACGGAACGCAUAGAGAUUCAUGAUGUGCGGAUGCUGGGCGAGCAGCCGUGCCUGAAGUUCGUCUACCAGGUGAACGACAAGGCCAAGUGGACCCAGCUGCAGUUUGCCCCGGAUGGGAAGACGAUGCUCCUGAGCACCGAUCACUCCUGGUGCUUCAGUGUCUCGGCCUUUGAUGGCACAUUCAAGCAGUCCUUCACAGGGUAUGCGAAUCAGUUGAGACAGCCGCUGGAUGCCACCUACACGCCGGACUCGCAGUUCAUACUUUCUGGAGCGGACGAGGGUAGGAUUCACAUUUGGCGGGCUCAAGAUGGAUACCCCGUGGCUGUCCUUAAGGGCAACAAUGUGGGUCCUGUGCGUUGCUUGCGAUUCAAUCCGCGAGCCACCAUGUUUGUGAGCAGCGAUUUGCUGAUCGCCUUCUGGAUGCCCAUGGCCAAUGGGGUCUACAAUUGGGUGGAGCGCUUGCCGCCCGGCGAAACGGUUUCUUUUAAGGAUGAGGAGGAUGAUGAGAAAGAGGAGCCUCCCAAGCCUCCCACUACCAUGCCUCAACCCUUAGUGGAUAUGGCCCUAAUAAGAACGAGAGUGAAUAGAAAACGGACACGCUCCCAAGUGGUUACAGUAGAUCUCACCCAACAACCAGAGAAAGAGGACACCUUGGAAGAAGGCGAAAUUACCGAUGACUGAGAUUUGUAGAGAUCCUUAGACUCUUAGCUAAAAUAAAGGCAAAGGACUAUCAAU